AGCACUUCAUCGUUUCCUUUGCCAUUUUCUCCAUUUUCACUUUUGGUUUACAUAAACGUAAACGACAACUACACACACGUAUGGGGACGUUUUCUGACGUUUACACGAUUGUGAACACGUGUGCUGCUUUUACACAACUGAAAGUUUAAGAGUUUUAUUUACCUAGGGCUUUUUUCGCGUUCUCUUUCUCGUCUUCCGCAAUUCUGCGAGGUACCUCAUUUUGCGUGAAGGAACAUUUCCGAGAGGACUUCAUAGUUUCAUACUUUAUCAUCUUCAGAGGCAGCUUUCCGGCGCCCCUCACUUUCCACCUUCACAACGACUGUGCAAUCAGACCAUCCCAGCCCAAAUGUCCGCACCAGCGCGGCAUUUGAGCAGGCGCACGUUGACGGCGAGGAGCCAUUGACGUCGAUUGAGGUGAAGCAGCGUCCUGAAACGCCUGCAGAGGAGCCACAUGAAGAGGACGCAGCUGACCACUCCGACCCUCCGCCUCCGUUUUUCAGCUGGAGGAAUGCCCCACUAAUUGCCGUGCCUGGAAUUGGUGGUACGCUGAACGGGUGCGCUAUCGGCUUCAUUGGCGCCUACGCGCAGAUGUACAUUAUGGGCACCGACUGCUCCCUCUACCGAGGUGGGCGGACGGCCUGUGAGACGCUUCCUUACUCAGAUUGCAAGUGGUUCGACGACGACGCCGGCGGCUACUGCGGGUGGUACACCAUAACGUGUCGAAAACAGUACGCGUGGGGAAACAGCUCCGCCGACUUCAUCCCUGAAACGGUCGCGCGGUCGGCCUGUCUUGCGGACAAGCGGUGCACGUGGUCGUACAGCGACCAGCAGUGCGAAAACCCGGCUGGCCUCACCACCGGCAACCACGGCCUCUUCGCUGGCUCGCAGGUCGUAGGCAGCUGCAUCGGCGCCUUCUUGGCGUCGAUGCUCGUGCCUCGAAUCGGCUCCCGCAUCUCGUUUGUGAUCAUCGGUAUGAUGCAAUUUAUGUGCUGCGUCAUGAAGUACGUUUCGUGUGCUGAGGACGAGUUUUGGGUGCUCAUUCCCGCUCGCUUCGUGAUUGGCCUGAGUCUCGGCCUCACCAGCGUUGCCUGCCCGCUGUACGUGGACCAGAAUGCCCACCCGGCGCACAAGCGGCAGCUAGGCUCGCUUUAUCAGACCUUUACCUCUGUUGGACAGCUCAUCGAGGCGACCAUGGCUCUCGGUGUCGGCCAAAGCAUUUGGGUAGAUACGAACAAAGAUCAGCACGUGAUGGGUCGUAUUCAGAGCCUCGUUGGUUGCUUGAUGGUGAUCAGCAUCUUUAUGAUUUGCCUUGGCAUCUUCAGCAAGGAGACGCGCGCGAAAUUCAAUAAUGAAAAGGCAGAAGAUGCGGUCCAGCUGAACGCGAACGAAUUCAGCUAUCGUAAGAUGCUUCCGCGGCUGAUGAUGGGCACCGUCAUUGCAUGCACCCUGCAGAUGACCGGCAUCAACGCCAUCAACAACUUCGCACCGACGAUUAUGGGCAACCUCGGUGUAGCUCCGUUGGUGGGCAACUUCAUCGUAAUUGCGUGGAACCUCGUGACGGCCAUCGCCUCUUUCCCUCUCGUCUCUCGCUUCUCCAUGCGGCGACUCUUCCUCACUGGGGCCCUUUUCAUCUCGUGCAUGUGCAUGUUUUUGUGCGGCAUUCCGGUGUACCCUGGCGUCACAAAGAGUACGCCGGCCAAACACGGAGUCGCUAUCGCGGGUAUUCUUCUGUUCGUGAUGGGCUACGAGCUGGCUGUCGCGCCGUGCUACUUUGUGCUUACGCAAGACCUUUUCCCGCCCUCCUUCCGGCCCAGAGGUGCUUCCUGGACGCAAGUUUCCAUGUACAUCUUCAACGUCAUUAUCAACGUCUGCUUCCCCAUUGCGGUGGAGGAUCUCUCUGGUGGACCGUCCGGCAAUCAAGACAAAGGCGAGUCCAUCGUCUUCAUGUUCUUUGGCGGUAUUGGUCUGAUUUGUCUUGUUCUCGAGUACUGCUUUCUGCACCCGUGGGAGGAUGGGCCGGCCGGGACGCUUCCAGCUCCGGAGAAGAGCGAAUCCCAUAAAACACCUCCUCACGCAGACAAUGAGCCUCACACGAUUGAAUUGGACGUUUACCACGACUCUAACAAUAGCUCACGGUAG
Messenger RNA from Leptomonas pyrrhocoris, 2139 nucleotides. Its product is annotated as glucose transporter lmgt3. Bases 589 to 2139 code for a protein of 516 amino acids. Gene Ontology annotation, molecular function: hexose transmembrane transporter activity. Gene Ontology annotation, cellular component: membrane. The transcript has a single exon. The record is from RefSeq and is a predicted model, not a curated record. NCBI's taxonomy places the organism in Eukaryota, Euglenozoa, Kinetoplastea, Trypanosomatida, Trypanosomatidae. Gene Ontology annotation, biological process: monosaccharide transmembrane transport.